Messenger RNA from Thamnophis sirtalis, 1853 nucleotides. The record is from RefSeq and is a predicted model, not a curated record. NCBI's taxonomy places the organism in Eukaryota, Metazoa, Chordata, Lepidosauria, Squamata, Natricidae.
UGGCAAUUCCAACCAUUGGAACCCAAUAUUCCAUGUUCCAAGCCACACCAGCCACCAAGGUGAUCGACGAUGGGAAGAUCCAUGCAAUGGAACAUAUCAUCAGUCCUAUCAGCGUCCAGCAGGAUCCAGCCAGCGCCGCCGCGGCCGCUGCAGUGGCAACAGGUGCUGUCAUACCUGCGGUGUCCACCCCGCCUCCUUUCCAGGGCCGUCCGAUAACUCCCGUGUACGCCAUGGCACCUAGUAUGCAGAGAAUUCCAGCCGCGGGAAUCUACGGCGCAGGCUACAUUCCCUUCGCGGCUCCUGCCACCACAAUUGCCACACUACAGAAGAACGCGGCUGCCGCCGCCGCAGCUUAUGGAGGAUACGCGGGGUACAUCCCGCAAGCAUUUCCAGCUACCGCCAUUCAAAUCCCCAUCCAUGAUGUCUAUCAAACCUACUGAGACUUGCUGGCCAAGGGGUGGGAUGGGGGUGUCACGGCUGGUCGAAGCUGAAGGAACAUUUUACUAUUUAUGAAGAAAAACCUACUGUAGAAUUUCAUGCUUGGAUGUCAGUAAACGGAGGAUAAAAAUCUGAACGUGAAGUUUCUCACCGAUACAGCAUCAUGUUUGAAAUCCUUUUAUACAGAUGAAGUUUUUACUAACUUUGUAGGCCUAUCGGGUUUUUGGGGUGUUUUUAUUUUAAAGAAAGGAAGAGAAAAAAAAACGCGAUGCGAAUUCCUACAUUUCUAACAUGGCUGGUUUUUGAAAGCUGUGCUUCCCCUUACAAGUUUAUAUUCCGUUGUAGAGUCUUUCUUUCUUUCUUUCUUUCUUUCUUUCUUUCUUUCUUUCUUUCUUUCUUUCUUUCUUUCUUUCUUUCCUUUUUAGCCGUUUUAUUUUCGCUGCGUUUGUGCUAUGAAGGUUAUUUUUUUUUUAGUUAAGUCCUGCACUCCAGAAUUAUCUAUUUUGUAGGGCCUUGAAUAAUAUAUCAAGUAAAUAUUAAAAAAAAAAGUGAGCCUUAAGUGGAUAGGGGGAAAGUUUUUUAAAGCAAUAUAUUUUGAAGACUAUAUUCGAUAUUUAAACCAUAAUGCAAGAGAUUUUUUUUAAAAAAAGAGAUAUAUAGAUGGAUACAUAGGUAGGUAGGUAGGUAGAUAGAUAAGUAGAUAGGUAGAUAGGUAGAUAGGUAGAUAGGUAGACAGACAGACUUACAAAUGUGUGUUUUAUUUAAGAAGUGAAACUGGAAAGUGCAAUUUGAAAAUUAUUGAGACUUCUGCAUUAUGAGAUUUCGGUGUGAUCUAGAGGCACAAGUGUCUUGUAGAAACCUCCCAUUAAAUACCAGAUCUUGUUAAAACGAUAUUUAAUGUUAAGGCUAAUUUUUAUUUUGCAUUCUCUAGUCUUAGAGAGUCAGGUUCUUUUUCUUUCUUUUUUUUCCCCAUUUUCACCCUCAGUGAAAUAAGUCAUUGUUGUCUUAGGAAAAAAAUAUCAUUUUUUCCUUCAUUUAUUACAAAGGUUGAUACUCCUAGGAUGGGAUAAUAAAAACAGCAACCCACAAUAUGUGAACUUUGAGAGGGCUUUGAUUGUUGACAAUCAAAGCCGCCUAGCUGUAGAUUUCAUUUUGUUUUUCGAGCAUGGUUACUUUGACAUUGGAAAUAUUAGACAUUUGGUCCUGUCCUAUCCUGAAGCUCAGGGGUUUAUUCAAGCAUAGAAUCAUGGUUUAUUUAGCCAUUCUCUUUCAAUGGCUUUAAAGAAAAAAAGGUCCUGAAACUUUUCAUCCAUGUGAAAACAGCACUCAUUUUAUCUGGCUUAACCGCAGCAAUUUUAAGAUGAGUAGUUUAGUUUAGUUUUAUUGGUCUUGUAUGCCGCCCACUCCCGAAGGAC